Molecule: messenger RNA, 1065 nt
Organism: Fusarium verticillioides 7600
Lineage: Eukaryota; Fungi; Ascomycota; Sordariomycetes; Hypocreales; Nectriaceae
Exons: 3
Coding region: 1-1065 (354 amino acids)
Source: RefSeq, a predicted model, not a curated record
AUGCACAUUCUGCAGGGACGAAGGCUCCUUGCCAACAUUGAGGACCGGAAAACACCAGAAAUCGACAUCAUUCGACAAUACCUGGCCCCUAUAUACUCACGGCUCGCAUAUGUCGGCAAUGACAGAGUAAACUUCCCGACGCAUCUUUUACAAAUGACUACGACGCCGCUCAAGUUCGCUUCUCUGGCUGACGCACGGUGUGUCUUGUACUAUCUCGUCGAUAUUGGAUUCACUCUUAUCUAUGAUGUCAAGUCGUAUCGCUCAAACGGUGUCAGCGAAACUCCAGAUACCCAGGGAGAUGCAAUGCAGUCAAGAUACAAACAAAUUGCCCAUGAGUUGGCCAAUUGGCGUCAUGCAUUUGAAGCACGCGCCAGAUACAAGAACCGCCAAGCUUCUGACACAGAGACACUGUCUCAUGAUAGUGUUCCUCGACUCGAUGGUCUCGGGUACGACAAUGAGAUCAUGCAAGGCCCAUCAUUCACCUUUGAAAGCGAGGUUGUUGGUCCGGUUUACUGGAUAGCUGCCAAGUGUCGACAACCGGCUAUUCGGGGGAGAGCCCUGGAAUUUCUUUACGAGCGAGAAAAGAUGAACCGCGUGGAGAGCCUCACGAUGUUAAAGCACACCAUUGUGAUGGCCAAAAGAGUCAUCGAGAUUGAGGAGGAGGGCCUUGACAUACCACACGGCACAAGACCCAUGCAAGACUACCCAAACAAGUAUGAAGUUGUCUCGAGAGAAGAGUCUAGCGAAUGGGCUGAGAGCUUUCUAACAGAUCAAAAAGAACAGUGGCCGGUGUUGUGGGAUCUCGGGAGCCACUGCUCAGACAUUCCAACGAGGCUGACCAGGAUUGCUGCUGCGACGGAGCAGAAGGAACUUGCGGAGGGACUAGCUAAAGGUUGGCCUACAGAGCGACUCGUCUGGCCAUACGGAAUUACUAGAGAGCGGAGAGUGUUGAGUGUUGUUGUGAAGAGACAUACUGUCGAUGAUCCAUGGCUGGAGUAUGUGAGAGAGCCUCUGACGGGCGGCGGGGACUAUCGAGUUAUGAAGGAGCAUAUACGGUUCACAUAA